AUGCCAUUGAGUGCAUGGCCCGCGCAGCUUUGCACCGUGUGUGCACUGCGCAGCUUUUCAUAUAAGUCCUUCACUUAUGGUGCGCGCACCAUAACCACAGCACCUCCUCGUCACAGGAAAAAGAAAUUAGAGCACCGCGUGCAGUAUAACUACGAUAUAUUUGCACCAGUUCCCCCAGAGGAACACUAUACGUUGCCCUUGGUAACUGCAGAGCACCUCGCACAGUCAAGGACGCGGCCGCAUUCUGUGCGUAUGCUGACGAGGGACUUUAUCUACGACAGCCUGUACAACCCAUACUACGGCUACUUUAGUAGGCAAGCUGCCCUCCUUCCUCACCGCGCGCUCCCAGUAUCGUCCACAUGUGCACCAUUACAGCCGGAGUUCGACUUUCGUGCCAUCAAGAACGAGACCGAGUUUAUGCGUGUAGUCCAGCAGCGGUACAUGGAAUUCGAGAAACGAUUCGAAGAGGCGCGGCUGAAGCGCGACAAGAACGCACAUAAAGACGGCCCCUCUUUGCAGGAGCGCAUCGAUGCGAUUGUCAAGGAAGAAAAACGGACGUCGUGGGGAAGUGCAGAGAUUCUCGAUCUCGCGCGCGAGAAAGGGCGUCUGCUGGAACUGCAGAGCACGAAUAGUAUGUCCGAGGCUGAGGUCGAUGCCAUGGCCGCCGGCCAGGUAUGGCACACGCCGACACAGCUUUUUAGUCCGUACUAUGGACGCGCACUUGCAAGGUACCUUGUCGCGGAGUACAAGCUGCAUCUCUUCCCGCACCACGACCUUAUCUUGUACGAGCUCGGCGGGGGUGCAGGUACGCUGUCGUGCGAUAUUCUGGACUACAUCGAAGAGGUCGAGCCCGAUGUCUACGCGCAGACUUGCUACGUGAUUGUAGAGAUUAGCGAGCGCCUUGCCACGCAGCAGCGCGAGAGACUUGCGCGGCAUAUCGUAAAUGGUGUCGUGGAGAUUGUGCACCGCGACUUUUUACAGUGGGACCAACAUGUACCGGAGCCGUGCUUUGUUGUUGCGUUGGAGGUGUUGGACAACCUGGCACACGAUGUGGUGCGCUAUUCCACCGCAAAUCUAGCGGCGUACCAGGGGCUCGUCUCGAUUGACCACACGGGCGACUUUCACGAGCUGUGGGAGCCGGUGUCGGACCCGCUCAUCCAGCGGUACUUGCGCAUCCGCUCGUCCGUGCGCCCGACACUCUUGCCGCCAGGUGCGCCAGCACACUUGAACUACCUGCCAGAGUCAAUGCGCGCCAUUCUGCACGAGCAUUUGCCUCUGUACCCGAACCUGACGCCGCCGCAUUAUAUUCCCACGGGCGCGCUGCAGAUGAUGGACGUGCUCAAAAAGCACUUUCCUUUGCACCGCCUCGUUCUCUCUGAUUUCUCGUCCCUCCCCGACGCGAUCGAGGGCGUGAAUGGCCCUGUCGUGCAGACGCGACACAAGGGGACCAUGAUCCCGGUGACGACCUACUGCGUCCUGCAGGGGUUCUUUGAUAUCUUCUUUCCUACCAACUUUGACGAUCUGCGGGAUGUGUAUCUCCGCGUCAUGGCCUCGCCACCGGCAGACCUUGCUACUGACGAGAAGCCCAGCGAAGCGGCUGCUUCUACGUCCCAUAACACCUCCGGCUAUUUCACGCCGACAUACCCACCCCCAUUCGCACAGGCGGACGGCUACGAAAACUAUGCACUCUCCCCUGCGCGCCUGUUCAGCGCCGAGGUCAUUCCGCCUCCACUGCUUUCCGCGUCAAGAGAGGCGCGUAUUGUCACACAUGCCGAGUUCUUGACGAGGUAUGCCGAAGUAGGUCAGACCCAGCUGCGCGACGGUACCAAUCCGCUCCUGUCUUGGUACCAAAAUGCCUGCUGGUUUCUUACGUAG
Molecule: messenger RNA, 1875 nt
Organism: Malassezia vespertilionis
Lineage: Eukaryota; Fungi; Basidiomycota; Malasseziomycetes; Malasseziales; Malasseziaceae
Exons: 1
Coding region: 1-1875 (624 amino acids)
Cellular component (GO): mitochondrion
Molecular function (GO): protein-arginine omega-N symmetric methyltransferase activity
Source: RefSeq, a predicted model, not a curated record